Plasmodium vivax (malaria parasite P. vivax) is the source of this 16640-nucleotide messenger RNA. RefSeq lists its product as hypothetical. Gene Ontology annotation, biological process: meiotic chromosome separation; proteolysis. Gene Ontology annotation, molecular function: cysteine-type endopeptidase activity. The coding region runs from base 669 to 16640 and encodes 5323 amino acids. The transcript has a single exon. Lineage: Eukaryota; Apicomplexa; Aconoidasida; Haemosporida; Plasmodiidae. The record is from RefSeq and is a predicted model, not a curated record. Gene Ontology annotation, cellular component: nucleus; mitotic spindle; cytoplasm.
ACAAUGUGAGCAGAUUCCUCUCCUGCGGUAGUACCCUUUGCCUUUUUAAGUGUGAUGCAUUACUAGCUUAUUUCAUUUGAAACUUAUUCUGUUUUUCCUUCCUUUUCCAUUUCGGCCAUUUUGUCCUUUAUGUUUCGCUAAAGUUCGAAAUAAGACAAAAGGAAGAGGGGGAAAAAAUAAGCAAAAGGUAGAGGAGAGAGUAACGAACGAAUUAAUAAAUGGGUGAGUGGAGCAGAGAAGUGGAACGCACUGAGAGAGGUCUCCAUAGCUGGUUAGCUUUACCUAGCUACAAUUUUUUGCAGUACAUAAAAAGGACCAUGUGACUCUUUUUUUUUUUUUUUGGGAGCCUUUUUGUGGAGGACUUUUUUGAAGUUCUUUUUUAAUUCUUAAGGACCCGCUGCGGAAAAAUGGUCGCCAGAGAAAUAGUACCCGAAAUAGACAAAUGCAAAGGGGGCACGCAGCAGCGAAGCCGAGUAAGCUGGCCAGGCUGCUAACACUGCCAAAGUGCUAAAGCUGCUAAACUGUUAAACUGUUAAAACUGCUAAACUGCUAACAGUGCUAAUACGGCUUACCUGUUGGGCGGGCGGACGAAUGAACCAAUCGGCCAAUCGGCCCAGCAACCGAGUGAGCUGCGGCAUAACGGGCAGCUGGCACACGCACGGGGAAAAAUGAUAAGGAAAGAGUCCAACAUAUACGACAAGCUGGACCGGAUAGUGUGCGAGGUGCUGCGAAACAUAGAUGCAGAUGCUAAAGGCGUAGGUGAAGAGGCACACAAUAAGGGGAGUGCAAAUGAUGCCGAUGAAAAAAACAUAAACGAACGGGUGUAUAAAAAAUUCUUCGAACUCUUUAACAGGGAGAGUUACCUAGAAAAGCUAACACACGACGAAUUAGUAGCAACAUAUAGAGACAAAAAUGCACACAAAUACCUAUUUUACAUGUUCGAAUGUCUGCUUAAUAAAAUCACCCAAACGAGGAAUGUAAGACAUUUAGAUUUUUUAUUUCUCAUACUGAGGUACAUUACAUAUCUGUGGUUUUUGCUGUCCAAUGAUGAUAAAUUAGUUUUAAUUUUCUACUACUAUUUCAAGUUCGUGGAUUUGUUGUUUAAUUUAAAAUUUGUGAGAUGUUCCUUUUUUGUGAAUAUUUACAAUUUGCUGAUUUAUUUUUAUAUGAAAGAUAAAGGGAAAAAAAAACAAAAAAUCGUCUUUCCAGUGAAAAAAUUAACCGAGAAGGAAGCAGGCUUCCACAUAAAAAAUGUCAUAUCGGAACUGAACAGAAUAAUUGCAAAUGAAAAUGCUCACUUUGUUGAGACUGUUGGGAGGGAAAAAAAUUUUGUGAGUCUCCAAAGUGAUGCCCUGUCACAUGGAAAGGCAGAAAGGAGAAAUUUGCCGCCAAAUGCGGAAGAGGAUGCAUCUACAUACGGGGGUACGCAAAAUGUGUAUGACUACCUAUGGGUAGGCCAUCAUCAAGGGGAAAGCGAGCCUCAGGGAAAGAAGCAUAAAAAUAAACAUACGGAAAAGAUAAAAUCAGAUGGAUCCGAGGAAGACAAAUCAUUUUACCUCAUAACAAAAUGUCAAAAUUGGCGUAAUGAGAAUUCUACCUUCCCAAUUUUGAGCAUUUUCUCAGUUAGCAGCUCAUAUAAUCUCUUUUUAAACAUCACGAAGCAUUUGUUCAAAAUUAGUGUCUACGAUUUUUGUACCUUUUUCCCCCUCCUUAGUAUGCUUAACGUGGAAUGUCUACUUUCCCAUUUUCACCUUUUUGAAAUUUUGCACUAUGUCCAACUGGAGGAGGUGCACUCGGAUACAAAUGACUCCAAAAAGGAAACAAAAAUUGUCUCAAUUAGUUCCUGCCAAUCUUCACCUUACAAAGGGAAUGAGCAAGUCACCACAGGGGGGAAGAAAACCCCCUCAAACAGCGAAGUUAUUUUUUCAAAUAAUAAUAAAAGUAACAGAAAAAUUUUGUGGAAUAUCCUUUUUGAAGAGCUAAAAAAGGUAUACAUGGUAGACACGAAAAAUGUGAACUACACAUUAAAAAUGUUAAAGUACUCUUUUAGCUUUUUCCUGUUUGAAGAAAAAUUUGCUCCAAAAUGUAAAGAAGGGGAAACUCACGUGACCAAUAAAAAAGAACACACCUUCGCGCUCAUUUCGCAAGUAUACCUAAAGGAGUUACUAAAAUUCUGCCUCUCCUUUGUGAAUAAUUUAAUGAGCUCAAGAGCGCUAAAGGAGGAAGUCAUUUUUAAGGCCAUUUCGUACGUAUUUUAUUUGCUUUCCAAAUUGAUAUGCAACACGAGUAAUAACCUUAGAAAGUACAUUCUGCUCAACAACGAUAAUAAUCUCACCCUCGUUGCGCUAAUUACGUAUGUGUAUAAAUACUUCAAAAGGGUUUACCUGGAAAAGAACGCAUCGGGGGAGGUGCACAAGGGGGGUGGAGGCGCUGUUGGAAUGGGUGGAAGUGGUGUAAUUGGUGGAAGUGGAAGUCAAAAUAAAUUCAAGUACACAUUCGUAACGCUCGAAAAGGUGUACCAGAAAAUUCAAGAGUGCUUGUACAUCGUCCUAACCGUUGACGAAUUUGUUGAAGGGAAUACCAGAAAAAAGCUAGCUCAAUGUAGUGAUGGGGCGAUACCCCAUUUGGAGGGACAUCAAAGCAAUAGACAGCAUGUAGAUAGCUGCGACCUUUUCUUUUGUAUCAUCAUCAAGAUUAACAAAAUGAACAUGUUCUACUCCAAUUUGGACAUUAUCAAAAUGCUGUCGCAGAAGGAUAGGAGCGUUUUCAGAAAAUACAUAUACACCAUUAACAAGAACAAUGAAAAUUUUGGCUCCUUUUUUUCGUGUGUACUAAAUAUUGAGUAUAACGAAAAUCAGCAUGACUUGGUUUUAAAAAAGUACAUCUCUAAUUUGAAGGAAAAAAAAAAAUAUAAAAAUAAAAAGUUAAUCAAGCUUAUGAAGCCUUACCAUUCCCCCCUCAAGUACAUCAUUUUGAAAAACCAAAUUGACCAAGAUGGGGCAAAAAAGAAUUCCGGUUCCGCAAGGAAAAGCACCCUGGCAGUUAAUUUCUCUCAUAGGAAUUACGACCUUAGUACCUUCGAGGGAGAUAAGCGGAAGGCUAUUAACUUGCGAGCCAAAAGGAAGAGCAUGUACGAGUUUGGGAGAGGUGAGAAGGGGGGCGGUCGUUCCAGGCCCCUCCAGGGUGACGACGGGAUGGAUGGCGACACAGUAGGUGAAUUCGCAUCUGACGAAAACGCAUCUGAUGAAAGCGCACCUGACGAAAGCGCAUCCGAUGAAAGCGCAUCCGACGAAACCGCACCCGACGAGACCGCAUCUGAUGAUGACCCCUCCGAUGGCGAGGAGACCGAACCCAGUGACAACCCCGCAAGCUGCCCACGCAGCUGCCGUAAGGAGUACUUUUCCGACGGACUGAAGCGCGCGAAGGUGAAAAAAAAAGACAUGCCCAUAUUCGAAAAUUCGAUCCUUCGAAUCAGGAAGAAGCAGCUGAACGGAACCAACAUAGAUUUUAAAAACGUCUGCCAUAGCAUCACUCUGUCCAUUAAAAGGUGCAUACUAAUCUCAGAGAGUAUUAUUACCUACUUCAAAAUUCACGAAGAGUUUGAAGCUAACUUUAACAUUUACGUGUGCAAAAAUAUAUUUAUUAAUUUUUUACGAGUUUGCCUGCUAAGCGCCAGUCUCUUUUCCUACCUCUGCGUUAAGCUGAACUAUGACGAGAUGCUGAAGCAGAUGUACGACUCGAAUUUGAUCAUUAUGUCGUACAACAUUUUUGACAAAUAUAUCAGUUUCGUGUUGGACCAGGACGUCAAACAGUUGCGCAAGCAUAAGAACGUGUUGCAGGUGCCUAGCAGGCGGUUGAACAGGGGGGAGGCAGCAGCUGGCCGCUCCGCCGGGGCGAAGGAGCAGAGGGAAGCCCCCUCCACGGUAAGCGCCCCCACGGUUACCACCUCCACCAGCGCUAUUCCCCCGGCGCAGCUGCACCGGGACGACAUAUACGACGUGCUGGGCGCCCGGGAGAGCCAACGCGGGAGCGCCUUCUUCCUGUCGGACCAAGACGAAUUCAUCGAGACGCUCUACCUGAACACGUUCAUGAUUGUGAUAAGCAUCAUUUCGGUGUGGGAAAUGUACCUAGAAAUUCCCGUAGAAGUUCUAAACAAAAUGAAGUACACCUUUUUCGAGCUAUUUUACAACACCACAAUUAAAAUCAUAAAGUUUAUAAAAAAGGACAAGGGGUUUUUCUUCCUACUGAACAUUUUAAAAUUCAUUUAUCUCAAAUUUGUCAGCCUCCCUUUUAACCCAAUAAACAUACACACCACAAUAAAGCUGCACGACUUUUACGAGUUCCUCAUUAAUGAUGGCGACGAAGAUGUGAAGAAAGAGGAGGAGCAAAAAUUUAAUAGUGAAAAUAUGUACCUAAAUUCGAUUAGCCCCCUCAAAUUUUUGAAUAACCCAGAGAAUGACGCACACAGGAAGAGCCUUAGCAGUGUACAAAAAUUCAGCCUAACUUCUGACGACCGCGUAGUGCCAAACGAACAUGACUACAAUGUGCUAAGUGUAAGUAAAAAGAAGAGGGUAAGCAUGGGGGGGUUAGUUCCCGUGUUUUUAAAUAACCACAGCAGCAAGAAGAGGAGGAGGACCAACAUCGACCCGUACACCUCGUAUGACAGUUUUGAAAAUAACGAUAACGGUUCCUGCUGCUCGGUGAGGAAGGGCCCCUCUGCUGGUCACGCACAAAUGGGUGAUAAAACGGGCGCGAGGGUGCAGUACGAUUUGCGCGAGGGAGAAUACGAAGGUGAAAGUGUCAAUGUUAAUGCUAAUGCUAGUGCCAGUGCUAAUGUCGAUUUCAAUGCCAGUGCCAAUGCCAACGCGACGCCGAAACGGAACCAUGACUACGCGCAAUCAGGGGAAGGGAACGAAAGCGACAUCUUUAGAAGCACCUACCUGAGCAACUACUACAUCCCGCACAUCGAUCUGCUGUUCAUCAUCGUCGAUUUGGAAGUCUUUCACUACUUCGAAAAGAAGGAGUACAAAAAAAUAAUCCUCUCCGUGGAGAACGCCUUCAAAAGUAUUAUCAGCAAAUGUGACUACAACACCAAGGAGUACUUACGAUCGUCCAUUUCGUACAUUUACAACAGCUACCAACAAGUGCAUCUGCGUGACAGCAAAAUUAACAUCCAAAGUUGCAUCGUCAUUAGGCACAUAUUUAACCUUUACAUCAAAUCUAAGGUCUUCUAUUUGAGCAAAAAAAUUAAAAAAAAAUUAGCACACUAUAAGGACAGCUACACCAAUGAUGGGGUGCUAAAAAUGGGUUACAACAAAAUUUAUAACAGCCUUUUUAGCAGCGAAAAGUGGAAGAACUUUUUUUACUUCCUGUGCGAAAGUGACAACCUAGGAAGAAACAAAAGGGAGAAAAUUAUAAACAAUCUGCUGACCGUACAUAUAAACACGUUGCUUUUUUUGAUAUUUUAUGAGUACCUAUCCAAGUAUGUGACUAAAAAGUUCAUAUUUUUCUUCCGCUUCUUCCUAUUUUUGUUUAACAAAUUAUGUGUUGCCAUUCUAAGUUUGGUGAAUUCGUCAAACCACCUCGAAAUUUUUAACCUUUUCGAUUGGCGCAAUAUCACUCGAGCAAGCCACACACAGGGAGAGGAAGAACUGGCUGACAAGGUAAGGAGAGCCAUACGCCUCGUUCAAAACUGCUCCAUAUACCCACAGGAUGAGGAGGUGUCUCCCUACAAAAUUUACAGCCAGGGUGGAAGACACACCAAGGGUAGAAAUAAACCAAUUGUCAUGAUCGACAUUGAUGAACUGCUAGUCACCUACAUCCAGCUGAACUUCACAUUUUGCAGAUCGUGCUGCUUUUUCAUUUUCUUCAAAAAUGUCUGCUCGCAAAAGUAUGAAAUGAUUUUGAGGGAGAACUUCACUAGCAGCUAUUUUGAGCGGUUUAAGAAUAACCGGGAUUUGUUCGACCCCGUGGAGGCUGUGAAGGGGGAGAAGACUGGGCGGAGGGGCGACGAGUGGGGGGAAGGCCACACCGCGUACCAAGCGUACACCACACAAACCGCUUACCCCGCGCACACCACACACACCGCAGAAGGGGCCACCCCCUUCGGGGAACCAACUCUUAAUGACUCCUUUGACGAAGAGUCGGACGACAACCACAGAAGCGACUCCAGCAGCUCAGGUCUCUCCCAGUCCAGCUUCACCCUCAUAGAGUACACGGACUAUUCCAACAACGUAGAUUACAUUUUCCUAGAAUUUAUUUUAGAAAAAAUAGAAGAAAUGGACGUGGAUUAUUACUACAGGAAUGUACUUAACAAUUGUUACUACGUCAUCAAAAUAGAAACACUUUAUAAUUACAUAUACGGAAAUGAGCAGCUGUUAAGCAGAUUUGCUUUCCUAAAUAGUGUGUACUACCUGUACAAGUUGUACUACCACAUGUUUGUCUGGUCUUGCAAUAAGAGCUAUGUCAUGGGUAAGGAGAACAUCUCUGCUGAGGGGAUCAACGGAGGAGAAAAUUUAACCAGUCUGUACAAUGACAUCUUUUACCUCUUCGAUGUGAACCGCAUUUUGGGGGAAACCUUCUCCAGCAGGUAUGUGCAGCUGGUCGAUCAGUUCGGGGCCUCCGAUUUUACCCCAAGUGGAACGCCCGACAAAACUGGCAGAAUUGCUCCCUACGGCUGCGAAGAUAAUUACCGCCCAACUGAUCGGAGAAGCAUCGAAGAGUCGCCCUACUUCGUGUGCAACAUUUACAACUUCAAAUUGAAAUUGUUCCACCCGCUAAAUUUUGAAAAAAGGGACUUGGCCAAAGGGAGGAAAAAAAACACAUUCAGCAACUUCCUAAUGGUUAACAGAAAUUAUCUACUGGACUUGAAGCAUAAGUAUGCCAAAGUGAACAAGUACAUAAGGAGCUACUUGGUCUACCUCUACCACGUAGUUCUUCGCUUUUAUUUCAAUGAAUAUGACAUAGACGGGGAGAAAUUAUCUUUUCACCACAUUGCGUACUCUUUUCAAAGUGCGUUCCACACGUUUAACAGUAAAAUAUGCAGCAGUCCUCAUGACAUGGUGUGCUUUCCUUCCAUCCGGGGAAUCGGCAAUGAUAAGGACACCCCUCCAUACCUCCCCCCUUUCAAUAUCUUUCCAAAAAGGGACCUAAAAAAAAACAUUCUUCUCAUUUUCGACAUUUUUAAUAACAUAUACGAUGUAUACCAUGGCAACAUAUUUGAAAAUUCCAACUGGGCAAACUCCAUUGUAACACAAAUUGAUACAAAGCUUAUUGGCUACCUCAGCGAAAUGUACAAAAUUGCCCACCUGUAUAAAAUGUAUCAUUUCUGCUUCCAAAUUUUGGUACUCUGCCUUAUGUUUACUUCCAGGUUUUGGCUAGUUUACGUGUUUAGCGAGAAGCACCCAUGUGGGCAGCAGGGUGGUAGUAAUCAUGCCCGUUGGGGGGUGGAUAGCCAAUAUUGUCAACCUUCCGCUAGGGAGAAACGAAAGGUUGGGCGUAAGGCAAACGAGAGGAGCGUAGACGAGGACGCACUGUUUCGAAGUCGUACACACUUUGGACGUGGCGCGGGCAAGAGGGCCAAACCUAAAGAAGCUUCUCAAAACUCAAAUGAACAAAUGAGAGGAAGCUCCAAGCGAAGGAGAGCGUACAUACUAACCGGAAUUUAUAACAAAAUAGCGUCUAAAGGGAAGGGAGAUAACGCGAAAGAGAUAUACAACGAUUUGCACAACUAUAUGCAGAUGCUAAUCGUUUGUGCAUCCAUAUUUUACCUCACAUUUUUGUGUGUAGAAAAGAUACAGAAGAAUUUGAAAAAUGUUUUUUUUCUUAACUGCGCUAAUAGUUUGUAUAACUGUUAUGUCCAUUUUUAUGAGCACGUUGAGAAAUUCUGCAAGGGGCACUGCGAGGAUAAGCGCUACGCCUCCUCCUUCUUCUUCGACACUUUCCACUUGGACCUGAUAAACUUGAAACUCCAGGCUCACGUAAAGGCAGGAAGGUACAAGGCCGAAAUGAGAAAAGUGAAGAAAGGGCUAGGCGAAUCCACCGCGAGGGGGGGCGCACAGCCCCAAGGUGGGGUCACCACUAUGUCAAGCAGCGGAAGUGGUGGAGAAAGCAGCAGAAGUAGCAGAAGCGGCUGGGAUAACGCGCGGGAAGACGCAUUCGCCAAAUUUCCAUACCUCCUUUACUACAACGAACGCGCGGGCGCCGAAUGCGUGUCCGACUUGAGGAAGACGGAGAAGAAACACGAAAGCGAUGGAAAGAACUUUUUCAAAAAUAACAUUUGCCUAUAUUUUAAUAUGAUAAGAUAUUUGUACAAAAAGAGGAGCAAGUACUUCGGUUUGCUGCCCUUUGUCAAUUCGUACAUCAUCUCGAUAGUGACGCUCAUGAAAUUUACGAUGGCGAAGUAUUUUUCCAAUUUUAAUGUGUCGUCCGAUUUCUUUUCUCUAAAAUUUGAACAUCCAAUCCACCAGUUCGACAUGGACAUGCUGACAAAAGUAAAAAAAACGGAAGACGAAAAGGAAAAUGUCAAGUUAACCAACAAGGCGAUUUUGAUCAACCUGGAAAAUCUCUUCUGCAAUAUGUUCUUGAAUAAGGACUUGUGUUACCAAAUAAAAUUCGUUUAUACCUACUACAAAAAAAUUUCCAGCAUCAUGUUCAAAAUGAAUAAUUUUUUGCUCAGUUAUUAUUAUUUGAAGAAAAACAUCCUCUUCAUAUGCGAUUUGAUUUACUUCCCCGAAGUUGUUCACAACUAUUUGCUGCUGAUGAACAUCAUUUUGAAAAGUGGACGGCAGAGAAUCGAGUUGCUAACCCAGGAGGAGAUCUUCUUCGAGAACUUAAACAACCAGCUGAGCAUUUACGACAAAAAAAACUUGGACCAGCACGCAGGCGCGGACGCGGAUGCGGACGCAGUUGCAUACCCAGACGCAGUUGCAGACCCAAACGCAUACCCAGAUGCAGAUGCAGACACGAACCAUACAAAGGACAAAACCGCCAAAGAUGUGAACGAUUUUAAAAUUUAUGAAGACAGCGAUUUUUGCAAUAUCGAUUAUGUAAAAACGCCGCUUAACACCUACUUAACCAAGAGGCACAUUUACGAGUACAGAAAUCUGUUGACUCAGUUUUUGGCCUACUUAACCUUUUUAAUAAAAAAUCCUGACCAUUUUAGCAUAUUGUCGACGAAGCGUAGAGGGGAGGUACUCCACAUGUUGUGUCUAAUCCUUUUUACGAAGAAGAAAACGAGUUACUUUUGCUGCAGCAAGGCGCGUCCCAAAAAGUCAAAGGUGGUGGCUAACCCGCCAGAGGGAGGUACUAACGGAAAAGACAACUGCUGCGACUAUGGCAAUGCAAAACUAACAGGGGAAGAUUCCACAAAGCAGAGGAACACACAAAGGAGCGAUCACGAAAUGGUGGUACCCAACAAUGUUGCAAAGCAAAAUCAAGGCAACCACAAAAUGACCAAUUUUGAAAAGAACUUUUUAACAUGCUUCAACAACUGUAACGAAAAAAGAGAAGAAACGUUUUUUAACUUCUUCCUCGAAAAAUUAUUCAUCAUAAGUAACUUCGACACGGACCUAUUCGACGUCGAGUUAGACGAUGAAGAGCAAGUUGAGUCUCUCAUAAAGUCUCAAGUGUUACGUGAUGUAAGCAGUCUCAAUUUCGUCCCCCCAGGAGGUGCCCACUCGGAAGAGAGCUUCUUAAACCUGGGGAGUGAAAUUUCGAGUGAGCCAGAACAGGCAGUCCAAAACAGCAAAGGGGAGACAAAUCAGGCCAGCUGCAUGGAGGAAGCAAUUCGUCGUGAGUUCCACCAGAGGGCUUCUUCCCACAACUCGUUCAAGAUUAGCGACAUUUCCGUUUUGAACUACCUCUAUUUAAAUUACCACUUUGAGCGAAACUUAACCUACACGGAAAACUACAUUACUAAUAGACUUUUCACACUUAACUGCAAAAAAAUGAACGCCUAUUUUGUGAAAAUAUUGCUAUACUAUAUCAACUUGAUAUUUUUAAAAAUAAAAAAUAUUUUCUGCGAUGACUGCAUUUACACCAUCAAAAAGCAGCAGUUCCUUAACUCCUCGGCGAAUGAUUGCUCUAGGAACAUUUUUUUCUUCUUGUUCUUAAAACUUUUUCGUUUUUUCAAUUUUUCCAAGCGAACUUUGAGUGAGUUAUGCGUCAAUUAUUUCCCCGGAAAUGACAAUUACGCGGUUUACCUAGACGAACUAGUUGAGAGCAAGAAAAAUGGAGACCUCCCAGCAGAGCAGGUCUACGCGAAUGAUGGAAGGCACAUCACUCAAGAUACACACACACAUAAUGUGGGGGGCAAACAAAACAGCUGGGAUGAUAAUCCGGCAAGUGGACUAGACAAAAUGUUGAUGGUUAAUUUUUUGGAAAUCUUUUUAUACCCACAAAAAAAUUGCAGCUUUUUGGAGGUGCUAACUGUGUGCUAUGAAUUCUUGGCAAACAUGAAAGACGAUAAAGGGAAAAAACUCAGGAAGAGAAAUAAACACAAAAUGUACGCACUCCUAAAAAGGGCGAUUACCGAAAGGGGGGACCGAAGCAACCCACCUGUUUUUCAUUUCCAAACUGUACUGGUGCUCCUAUCCCUGCUGCUGCACUAUACCUGCAAAAGGUCGCUCGUGCAUGAAAUGAGGAAGGUCGCCCAGUUUUUCCUAGACUUUGUGUUUUUCUUCAUAGAGAACUUAAAGAACAAUUUGAUCAUACUGCAGAUAAUUGAGGCCUACGGGGGGGGGCACACAUGUGUAAGCACAGGUGGGAGCACAGAUGGGUACAGAGGUGGACACGCAAAGGAGCACCCACCUGAGAAUCGCUCCACCGCUGCACGGCAGACCCAAGUCAACCUGCUAAAAUUCUACUUCCGAAAAUUGCUGUCCCUGCUGUACCUCUACACAGACGAGCUGAUAUUGUACACCAUCAAAAAUAAUAUAGACCAAGAAAUCAGCCAAAAAAAUUACUACAGAAAGCAUGCGCACGAAAAUUUAAAUAUAGAAACGAUUAGUAAUUAUGAAUACAUAGGCCAACCGAACUUGAGCGAAUUUUGCUUCUACUGGGACUACGCCAUAGUGUCGAUGAGCCACGACAAGAGCGACCUGUACAUUUCGCGCUGCUUUAAGAACUUCCUCUUUGUGCUAAUUCGAAUCAUUAAGGGGGAGGCAUUAAGCCAAGAGGCAGAUAAUCCGGGCCGAUUCAGUGGGGAAAAUAAAGCCGCCGUCAAAGAGAGGGAAAUUUCUCAAGACAGUAGUAAAAAAAGGAGAGAUUCCCCCCCUGAGGGAGAUGAAGAAUGUUUCAAUUUUUACAAAAAAAUAAAUACCCUUUUUAGCGUUCUAAAUGAUGAAGAGUUAUGCGAGCGGUUACUCCUGCAGGGGGGGAAUCUCCCCCUAAGUGAUGACACUAUAAUGGGACACCUAAAUGAGAGUGUAAAAUAUUGCACAGGUUAUGCGCGCGAAGUGUACGCUGAGCAGGGUAAUUUGGGGCACAAUUCGAACGAAUACAAUGGAGCGCCUCCGGGGAAGUCCAUCCAGUGUGGUACAAUCGAAUGGGGAGGUAAACACCCCGGGGGUGACGCGACUAUCCGUGAAAGCGCCACACGUGGGAAAGAUGAGCAUAGCGAAGUAGCCACCCACGCGGGGAAACAUUUUGAAAAUGCUCAAAUGGGACCUGAGCAGUUAUCCAACCCGCACGCAGUAAAUAUCUUUUUCACUCCCAUGGGAAAAAGCGGAAUGGAGACAUCUAACGAGCUUAUCAAAUCGAAUAAAACGAACCGAGUUAGGAGUAGCAAUUCCUCUGCAACGUUUCUGCCGAAUGGGAAAGACCGGCUAGCCAAGGACAUCCAACUUGUGCGCUUCCUAUCUCGCCUGUACAGAAGUGCCGAUAGCUGCAUUGAGGGCAAAACGGGUGAAUACUUCCACGUAGAAAAAAUACACCUAAAUAUCGAAAGGUUCCCAGUUAGGGAGAAAUGGAAUUACAUAAAGAAAUUAGAAAAAAUACUAAAGCAGUAUCAACAUAUGAUAAAAAUAAUGUGCGAAAUAUUACACGAAUCGAAGAACGUAGAUCGGAGCAGAAGCAAUUUAAAGAUGUUCAUAGAUUUGUGGUGGAACAAUAGAUAUACAUUAGAGCAGCAUUUAAAGAUACUUAACUUAGACAUCUCCAACACUCUCGGGUUUUCCAUUCACAAAUUGAUGUCCAUCCCGUUGAUUUCUUUAAAUAUAAGAACCAAAAUAGUCCUAAACAGGAGUGCCAACUGGAAGGAUGACCACCAGAUGGAGGUUUCCAUUCGCAGUGAAAAAGACCACACACAGGUGAACAGCGCAUAUAACACCCUGUCAAUUGUUAAUAACCAGAAAUAUUAUUUGAGUACCAAUUUUGACCUAUUCGUGGUGCUAUACUACUAUUCUAACAUGCUCAACAUUGUAGCGUGGCUUAAUAAGUGGGGGAGGUACUUUGUUCCUCUCAGAUACUGGGACGGUACCCACUUUGUUAAUGUCCUCCUAAACUUGACUGUUUUUUCCAUCGUGAUGAAGAACUGCAAUGUGCAAAUUACGCAGGCGAAGAGGAAAUACCUAAAAUGGGUCGACACUGGGGGAAGCCGCUCAAGCAGAAUUAGCAAAGAUGGGAGCACCUUCAUCGGUAGCGUCAUCCGCGGAGACACCACUGAUGGGGUGGGCUCCUUCCCAGCUUGUAACCUAACGAAGCAGAGCCAUGAAAAUAGGGGGGCUCCCAAAAGUUUGAUCCCCAUUGACAAAAAAGUCGUGACGUCCUAUUUGCCCUUCAUUAAUAAGGACAUCGAGACGAUUCUACUUUUGGAGGAAAGGAAAAAAAAAAACAAAAGGAGAAGCAGCACAGUAGGUCAGCCAUAUAUACUCGAUAUAACCCCCCCAAAAGAAGCAGCAAAAGGGGAGGUCACUUCGAGUAUCCCUCGCUGGAGUGUAAACAUUGAGGGGGGAAACAAUCACCAUGAUGGUUGCCAAGCUACAUAUAGAAGCUUGCAAAGGGAUCAACCCGAUCAUGUGGAGGCCAUCUCAACCCUGGACAACAAGUACAGAAUUGUCAUACCCAAAGGGGAGAGCCAAUCUGCCUUCCCACACAACACCAGCAGUAGGGACAGUGCCAGCAGGGGCAACCCCCUCACUGGUGAGAUACGAGGCAGGAGAAGAACUAUCAAUAUUAUCAGCGAAGAGACGAAGAGUAGUAUAGACAGCUAUUGUGCGGGUAGCCAUUCGGUUUAUAAAAAGGAAAACCAAAGCAGAGAUCAAAAAAAGGUCAACUCAACAAUAUAUGGAUAUUUGAGCCCCCUAAAAGCGAACAAUUUUGAGCACUUGAAGAAUCAAAACCAAAGUGACAUGCUGACAAGGGAGGAAAAAAAAAAAAGAACUACAGUAGCAGGGACGUUAAAUUUAGAUCAUCUGAAGAAACAAGAUGAUAAAGAAGAAAAGAGUAAAGAAAAUAUUUAUUUAAAAUAUUUGGAUUUAAAAAAAAAAUGCGAUAGGGGGGUACUGAAAUGCUCUUUUUUAAAACUAAGGAUGUACCUGUAUAAUAUACUCAUAGACAUUUUCGAAAACAAUCACAUCCAUCCGAAGAACAUCUUUAACCUUUUUAACAUCAUCACCCAUUCGUUCGUUACGGAUGUGAUCAAAUGCACCAUGGUGGAUGAUGAGCUAGAUAGUGAACGAUUAACAUAUGUGAAAAACGUAGAACAUAGGAGAGUCAGGAAAAACCCCGUCGUUGUGUAUAUACAUAAUAAUUUGAAUAGACUCCCCUUUGAAAAUUUAGAGCCUUUAAAAGAUUCCUACAUCGUGCGCGGGGUGAACAAAGCGGUCACUGCGUAUUUGUACGAAAGGGUGUUGGCGAAGAUUAAAGUGGAGGAAGCCAAGCGGAAGGGGCUCUCCGUUUUGGGUACUCUUCGGGGGGAGAUGGACGCAGCGGCGGGGGAGGAAGAAGAAUUGGAGGCAGCCCGAGGAGCUUAUCAAAACGGUGGAACCCCCCAAAACGAUGACGAAUCGGACAAUUACGAAGACCAAAGUGAUGAUUUUCGAAUGGACGAAUACAUACAGCAGGAAUACUCAAAAAAGUGGAAAAUUGAUGAUGUGAAAAAUGUGGGCCAAAUGAACAGUACCCAUCGUAGCAGCGUCGAUUUGCGUUGUUCGCAUCCCUUCGAAUGGAAAAGGAAAAACGCCAAUGUGCCACAAAGCAUCAUAGGUGAUUGUACCACCUCCCAAUUGUGUAAUGCAAAAGGGGGAAAUGAAAACAUUUCCAAAAAGAAAGGAAGAAACUCCCUUUCGUAUAUAUCAACACACCACACGGAGGUCUCCAAAAGUGCAGAAAAGAAUAACGGUCAUUACCACCAUGAGCUUAACACAUGUCAGGUAAAACCGUUCAAUCGUUGUGAUGACCAGGGCAAGGCAACCUCCCAAGUGGAUCGCCACAACGGUUUUAGAGCCCAACCGAGAGAUACGCUAACUCCAUAUGGGCAGGAAACUCUCAACAGCGCAGGACACCUUGGCGCUAAUUAUGGCUCACGGAUUGUGCAGGCAAGGGGAAAGGGAAGAUACAGCCUGAUCGUUUCGAGUGAAGAGACAAAAGGUCAUCUCGAAAGGGGAGACAUCCCCGGUAAAGCCAAUCCCUGUGAAAGCGCCCCGGAUAAAGGCACAAAGCAGGUACGUGGGAAAGGGCGAAGUAAAAAAAACUCGCGCAAGAGUAUCUCCAUUGAGCACUCCUUCCUAAACCCCUUCAGUAAUAAUAAUAGUAAAAAGGGCCAAACUGGCAUGCCAUUUAGCGAGGAUCACUCAAACGGUAGAGCUGACUGCAGCCAAAAAAGGGAAAGAAAAACUGUAUACAACAGAUCAACAGAGGAGAAACACAAAUUGGGAUUAUCACAUUCUGCCAAAAGGAGGGGUAGCGUUAAGAAAAUGAACCCCCGUUCGUCAUGCCCGUCUCACCAUUCCCGCUCAUCCUGCGCGUCGCCUCCCCCUCCAUCCUCCGAAUCGGGGUCCGACUCCGGGUCCGAUUCCCUUUCAUCAGUGGAACUAAUUCAAAAUGAAGACGAGCUGAGAAAAAUAUUCAUGAGCGCUAGAAAAUCGAUGAAUAUUCACAACAUGAUGGGUUCUUACCAAAACGAAGAAUACAGCUUUUUUCGUUUAAAAAAAAAAAGAAAAAAAAGUGUAAGUGAAUCGGAAGCCUACUUUGAUGACGAAAAAAAGUUUUCAACUUCGUGCGUAGAAGAGGCUAAAAAGGAUAAUAAAAGGAGAAGCUACUCGGCCGACCCGGAGCAUCCUUCAAAGGCGUCCAAAAUGAAAUACGUAAAGUACGUUCCUUAUUAUAUUAAAAGUUCCAGGCUGGUUGAUCCCAAAAAGAGUAACAUUUUUUUUGUGAUUAACCCUAAUGGGGAUUUAAAAAGAACGGAAGACGCUACGUACCCUUUCAUAUAUUUUAAAAAUAAAGAAAAGUACAAGUAUAAAAAUUGGAAUGGAUACUUUGGCAAAGUGCCAUGCGAAAAAACGCUGCUAAAGCAUUUGUGCUGUGAUGACUUGUAUCUUUAUUGCGGCCACCAGGGGGGCGAGCAGUACAUCAAAAAGGACAUAAUUCAAAAUGCCAUUCUGCGCUAUGACGACCCGUUGGGGGAGGAGGCCAAAGAGGGCAACGCGAAAAAGGGGAAACCCAAAAAAGCGCAAAAUAGAGGUGGUGGAAUCACAAAAUGUAGUAGAAGCAAAGCGGGGAAAAAAGAAGAUCCCCCUUUUACUCAAAAAAAAGACAAAAGGAGAAGAUAUUCUUGCAAUUUUGAGGCAGGAAAAUGUACUGUGGAGAAGGGGGUUAAGAGAAAAUCUGUUGGAGAUAUCAUCCACAUCCAUGGCACUAGUGACAGCAGCGAUGCUCUAUGCACACAGACAGAAAUGGAAGAUGGUGAGAGUGACCAUGUUGGGGAUCCCCAUUUUUCGGCUACCCAAAAUGAUGGCAUAAACUCGUGCGUUUUUUUAAUUGGGUGCAGUUCAGGGUUGCUAUCUUCACAUGGUUUUGACUUGGACGUAUGGGGCACCCCCUACGACUACAUCGUAGGAGGGUGUGUUUUCGUUUUUGGGAAUUUAUGGAAUGUGACAGACGGAGAAGUGGACGGAUUUACACAAAACUUUUUCUGGAAAUGGACGCAGCCAAAUUCUUCCUCCCUAUUUUGCUCCAACUAUAAUUAUAACGCUGUCCAGAUGGCAAACGUUUCAACAUUUGGCUUUCGCUUCUUCGCAAAAAUGUUAAGGGGGUGCACUGAGGAGAGUGCACCUGGGGGGGGCUCACAAAUGGGUGUGCGCGAAGAAGGCACAGAAUGGAGCAGCAACUGCUGGAGGGAUGACGAUAGUGACCAUAACGGCGGUAGGGACGACGACCUUCUAAUCGAAGUGGGAGACAAUUUCGUUACACUCGAUUUCGACACGUACACAUACUUCAGAAAGAAUUAUUUUUUUUAUAAAUAUUUCCAAAAAUGCUACAAUUGCAACAUCGUUUUAAAUCAAAACCUUUUUAGUAUAAAUCAGAACCGGAAGUACUCCUGGCUUAGUAUGACAGAGGCUUUAGCGGAGGCCAAGCAAUUUUGCCGCUUACCAAACACGACGGGCUCGGCCGUUGUUAUUUAUGGCCUACCUUUGUAG